CAAUAGUAUAUAUUCACUUCCUGUUGUGAUGAUUUUCCAAUGUAUGUGAUACAGGAACGUAUUCUCUAAUCUGACCAGGAAAAUGGGCAAGGAAGUCGACUUACUUAACGCUGUUAAGGACAAUGACCAAAAGAAACUACAGAAACUUUUGCUACCUGAUAAGGGUUAUCAGGUUAGAAGAACGACAAUGCCAUCAUCAACGCGCAUACCAGGAGGCCGUAUCCGUGUGAAGCUUGACCAUAUCAACAUCAACUGUCGUGAGGUGACGGGUUCCUCGGGGUACACACCGCUCAUUCUGGCCGUUCAAAAUGGUAAUAAGGAUAUGGCAGAGACUUUACUCUUUCAUUCCGCAGACGUCGACUUCCCCGACAACAAAGGUAACACCCCACUUCAUCUAGCUGUGUUCUCAGGACAGGCCGACAUGGUCGAGUUGUUACUACAGAAUAAUGCUAAGGUGGACAUUCAGAACAGCGAUGGAAACACGCCAGUUCACAUCAUCUCACAAUGUGACUACGACCACCGGAUCAAAAUUAUGCUAAAAUUACUGAAAGUAUCACCGAUGCUGUACACCAGAAAUAAGACCCAGGCAACACCACUGGACCUAGCAGCAAUGUUCAACAAGAAAGACAUAAUGUCCAUCAUGCUCGACCAAGACCCAUCCUUGAAGUACAACACUACGGCUAUCAUAGAGUCGGCCAUUCGUGGACACACUGAGAUUGUCCAGCUUCUGUUGGACUACGGAGUCAGUCCUAACGGCAUUAGUGAUCUUAAGGAAACUGGACCUUUACACGAGGCCACAAGGUUUUGUAGAGUGGAAGUUGCCAAGAUCCUCCUCAAAUACGGAGCUAAUCCUGCUGUGAGGAACAUGAAAAAUGAGUCACCUCAAUCCUUAGCAAACGGUCUACCAAAAAUAAAGCGUGAAGAAUUCUUGAAAUUAUUUGAAGAGUUCAAGGUCACGGGAGCUACAGCCACACCAAGGUUCAUAGAAAACGAGAAUGGCGAAUUUUUUUCAGCUCCCCAAAAAUGCUAUCCCGAGUUACCGACCGACCCUUCCUGGACAAGAAAUACACCAGAGUAUUGUAACAGCUCUACGCCAAACAACCCAAACACCAACCUACUAGACGGUAACCUCAGAACAUUCUGGAUAAUGCAGGAUGCACAUCACGUAUGGACAGUGCUGGACUUGCGCCAUAGCCACACACUCACGGGAAUAACCAUAUAUGGAUGGGAUAGUCCAAAAAUGGUGAAAUGCUUUGAAAUUCAAAGAGGAUGUAACAUAGAAGGUCCUUGGACAACAACGGGCUCGUUCGUUUGUAAACGGACAGGAAGAAGUGACCCUAAAGACGACGCUGUUGGCCAGUCGUUCAAAGGGUUUGAAGCUAGUUCGCGAUAUUGGAGACUUCAAGUCCUCAGUAAUCAUGGCGACAGCUACACGUGUUUCCAAGGAAUGACACUUUGUGGAUCCGAUGACAGGGUGGCAGAUACUAUAAACAAACUGGGGUUUACACAGUACAUCGACAAGUUCGUGUGUAAGGGUUGUAAUACGUACCGGAAGUUUCUACUCCAAGACGAUGACGAUUUACAAGAAGUGUGUACAGAGGAUGAUGUGCAGACUUUGUCAAAGGAACUGAAGAGAUUACGGAAAGCAGAAUUCAAACUCCUUCAUCCAAAAUGGAAGCAACCUCCGCCAUGUUCAAUUACAACAGGGGAGAUAAUCCCAGAUAUGGUUGUAGAAGGAGACGUUGGAUGUACUGAUAAAUUAACCUUAUCAGUUGAAGGUGGUUGUGAUGUUUUACGAGGGAAUCUGACGACCAAUCUUGAAACCACUCGCGUCCAGGCAAAACCUAUUGCAACGUUUACGGGUAUCACCCUCAGUACAGAUGGAACCUACAGAGUACUCGUACAUUCCGAAUCAAAUCCGAAUAUUACCUUACGUGCUCCAGCAGAUAUCCAGACAAAACCGUCCUCAAAUUUGUCAAAGGAAAACAAAGAUGCGUUUGAAAACCUGGAGGCAAUGUUAAAUGACCUUGCGAUGUCCUUUGAUCUGCCGAGCUGAUGAAGUGAACUUUACUAUGUAUACUGACCUAUCGGCCACAGUGAUUUUGCGAUGUCCCUUGACUUUACCUCGUAUAUACUGGCAUAUCGGCUACAGUGACCUUGCGACGUCCGUUGAGCUGACGAGCUGAUGAGGUGAAAAUACUUACCUAUACAGUGACCUUCCUGGACCCCAGGAUUUCCAUUACCUUGUAGUGUCAUCGUUUCGUGUUGUGUACAAAAUUGAGUCAAACUCAAACAGUUGAUGUCAUAUUUCCGUGAAAGGAAGUGCGCAACAUUUUCAACAACAUAUUACAACUAAUUGAUAGUAUUUAAUGACAUUUAGGAUACAUGAGUUGAGAACCUGGUGCUAUACUGGACCACGACGUGAAUCGGUUCAAUGUGUUCAUGUUUAUGUUAAAUGUGGCAAUAUCACGCGAUGUCGGGCUCAGAUGACAGAUUGUGAGUUUAUUCGAGCUUUAUUUAUUUGCUGUAUUUAAAUUCAAGAAAUUGUGAAUGAAAGGAAAUAUCUAAAUGUCUUCACAACUGUUGGCAUGAGAAUAUAAGCUACAUAUAAAAGUACCUAUAUAAGAUCAACAUAACUGUAAAAACAAGCUAGUUUGAAAUUUGUGAUGGCACCAUGCAGUGUGGUCUUGGCAUUUUAAUCAAGUACAGGAAACAGGAAAUUAUCGCCGUUGCAUAUUAAUAUCCGCGUCUGGCCACUGCCAAGCGAUCGAUUGACCGCUAUUGUUAGGGGAGUUUAACAAUGUCAGUUUUAUUAUGUAUUAAGUGAAUCAAUACCCAUGCUAAAUUAUCAACACAUCUGUCGCCGCUUUCCGUACCUUAAUCUAUUUUCGUGUUGAAAUUAGUUUCCGGACAAACCAAAAUCUCUGAACUACGAGAAUUGUUUAAUUAUAAUUAUGUAUCUCAGAAAUAUAUACGCUUGUUUUACAUCAAUACAACCUCAGGUUUAAAGAUAAGUGAAAAGCAUUUUUUUUCCAAAUCAAACACAUCAUCUCCAAGUAUGAAUGAUUCUACGUAUUCGAGACGCAUUUUUAAACACUUUAUACAAAGGCAUUAAUCUAUUGAUCCUAUACAGUGUAGCAUUAUUAUUAAAUUAUCAUUCAUCUAUAUAACUCUAUUACUAUAAUAACCAGGUUCUAUAAUUAAAAGAUUGGUCAUCCAUAUAACUCUGUAUUACUAUAUACAGGUGAAAUCAAGCAUACACGACACUGAUAAAUGUAUCAGCAAGAGAGAAGUUUCCUGCAGACAGAAACAAUCUAAAUAUACGUUAUGUUAACAAAAACAGCUAUAAAUCGACUUGCUCAAAGAAGCCUCUGUAUAUUAAAUGUUGAUUAAACAGGGCGAAUGACCAAUUAUGAUUUACAUACGGUACACUAAAUGUUGAUUUAAGAGAGAAAGUGACCAAUUAUCAUUUUUGAUCGGAGGUAAUCAAUACUAGAUAAAGACGUGCAUCACUCUCAACAAAUACGUUAUUUGUGUUAAAACAUAGUCUUGUAUACUUUCAAAUGUCACGUAUUUUCAUUUAUAAUUAAGGUAUUGUUUACACAUCAGUAUAUUUCUAAUUUUUCAUAAUUACCAAAAGAAAUUAUUGAUGAAUGUUUAUGAGACACAUCCAAAAUGACAUUUCUCAUUAAUUUUAAAAUGAGAAAUUACCAAACUCGUUUUCAUAUUUUAACCAGUGCUAGGGCUAUAUUGCAGUAUCGUUUGACAUCAGAACGAGAAAUUAACUCAACGUAACAUUUUGGCGAUCGAAAGUAGGGUCAGAAACACUAUCUAUACAUGUCUUUAGUAUUCACCAAUACAAAAAUACGAAUAUGUAAGUCUAAAUUUGUCCUAGUUGCCUAUUGGUGGCAAUAAUUGUUUUGAAACAAGGUCUCAAUAGCCUAGCAAUGUGAAUGACAUCGUCUCCAUUAGGCAUAUCUUUCUUUUACAAAUAUUUUAUUCCUUCAGCUGGAGUUAUUGUCUAUGUGAGGAAUAUAUUCCUGUUGUCAAUGUGUUAUCACAUCCUUACAUACUGUUCCACUUAACUUAGGAUCGUAUUACGUACAAUAAACCAUACGAGUACUGUAUGUAGAAGUGUUCACGGCUUUAAAAUAGCGUGCUUACAAUUAAUGACUGGUUCCGCAACAGGUUUAGAUGUACACGUAUAUGUUUUGGAAAAGCAAUACAUUAAAUUAUUCAAGUAACAGUGCAUCAGUCCCAUAUUCAUCUACGGAUAUAUUUUCUUUCAAUAUGUUUAAAGUUCCAUCUGAUGUGUUUUGUAGUAAAGUAAUGAAUGAAAAAAAUAACUCUAAUAUAACGCUAGCAAAUACGUUAGUUUGUGUUUUGUUACCAAUACUUUAUUAGAAAACGGCUUCACUUUAUAUAUUACAUAUAUAAAAAUGUAUAUAUACAAAUCUAUAUGCAUGCCUAAAGAAAGAAAAUAGAACGUGUAUAUUAUCGUUGAUUGUAAUUAGGAGAAUGUUACUUAGUGUUUACGUUGAUGUUUGUGCCACAUCAACAAUAGUAUUGAACAUCAUAUGUAUCAUCCGAAAAAAGGUCAUAGCCAUUGUUAUUUUAAACAGAAAGUUAUCUUGUUUUACAUAGAAUCUUUGCCAUGGUCUUGUAGACUGUGAAUGUACAAAACCCAGAUUACUGUGAUAAUAAAAUAUGCUUGUUACACAA
This is a messenger RNA of Pecten maximus, 4722 nucleotides long. RefSeq lists its product as uncharacterized. Gene Ontology annotation, molecular function: protein binding. The record is from RefSeq and is a predicted model, not a curated record. The transcript is spliced from 21 exons. Bases 83 to 2056 code for a protein of 657 amino acids. Lineage: Eukaryota; Metazoa; Mollusca; Bivalvia; Pectinida; Pectinidae.